AAAAAGGGAGAACACUUUUUCGCCGGGAUGUGUUUACCAUUUGGGGUGCUGUUUCUCCUGGGAAUUCUCAGGGCUGUGUUGGCACAGAAUGAUAUCUAUUUUACAUUGAAUCCACCCAAUGUCACCUCCUCACUUGGGAAGGAUAUUGUUCUUCGAUGUAUUGUAAGUGGAGAAGGGGAACCUCCAGAUGUGGAAUGGCUGAGGGAUGGGGAAACUUUGGCAUAUGCUGACACUAACCAGAUCCAGAUGCCACAAGAUGAUGACAAAUGGCUGGCCAUCAGUGAACUGAGUAUUCACUCUCUUCAGCUGUCAGACUCGGGCUGGUAUCAAUGUUCAGUGUCUGUUGGGGAAAAUGCAGUGUUGUCUAAUGCAGCGUAUCUGCAACUAGAAGGUUUGCCGUUCUUCACUGAUGAACCUGAGGACAUGCAUGUCUACUCUGGUGUGCACUUUAAUCUGAGUUGUGAUGCUCAUGGACCUCCUGACCCUGUGAUGGUAAUAUGGCUGCAGAAUGGUGUGCCCCUGAACUCCUUGACCGAUGAGCUGGCAUUGACACCAUCAUUCCUGCAAGUGAGAGGCUUGAAUAAAUCAUCCAUGUUUUCCUGUGAAGCUCAUAAUGGAAAAGGUGUGACAACAUCAAGGACUGCAACAGUUAAAGUUAUACCAAGGAAACCAGUGGAUCUAAAACUGGUGACUCGGAGUACAACAGAGCUGGAGAUAUCAUGGCUUCCUGGAGAGAGUGGAGCCCACCCGGUGUCUGUGUGUACCGUACAGGCUACUACACCCCACAAUCAUCUUAGCAUGGUGCCCCAUCACAAGAUCUAUAACCAGAACAUCAAUGUGCCCCCUUAUAGCCAUGUGAUCAUCGGCCUGGCCCCCUACACAAUGUAUAAUGUCCGUGUGGCCUGUCUGAACAGUGAAGAUGUAUCCCACUGGACUGAAUGGGUUGCUAUGGAAACCAUGGAAGGAGUUCCAUCUGGUCCACCUGAAAACAUCACAGCAACAAAGAAUGACACUGUUACCCUUGUGAUGUGGAGGGAGCCAAGACCACCACUGAAUGGUGUAUUAAAAGGGUACAAGCUGGCAUACCAAACCAAAGACCAACCAGAGGUUGUGAUGGAUGCUGGGCUAAAUAAUGAGGUGACCUUGGAGAUUGUGUAUCCGGUGGACAAUCUGACAGUGAGGGUUUCUGCUUAUACAUUUGCUGGUGAUGGCCCUUGGAGUGAUCCUGUUGUUGCUUCUUUCAAAAAUUAUGAUUCAAUUUCUCCUCAAGCGGUCAGAGAUAUGUCAGCCUCCCUUUUCUCCUGGCACUGGUGGUACGUUGUUCUGGUAGUUGUUGUGGCAAUAUUUGGUGCCAUCAUGCUUGCUAUCUUCCUCGCUCGUAUUCGAAGGAAGGAAACACGAUAUGGAGAGGCCUUUGAACCAACUGUGGAACAAGGUGAACUUGUGGUCCGAUACCGAGUGAAAAAAUCAUAUAGCCGAAGAACCACAGAAGCUACUUUGAACCGGCUUGGGAUAAGUGAUGACCUGAAAGAGAAGCUCCGGGAUGUUAUGGUGGACCGACACAAACUCACUCUUGGAAAGACGCUUGGAGAAGGAGAGUUUGGUUCAGUCAUGGAGGGUCAGCUAAACCAAGACGAUUACAUCCUCAAGGUGGCCGUGAAGACUAUGAAGAUUGCUAUCUGCACCCGCACCGAAAUGGAGGACUUUUUGAGUGAAGCUGUCUGUAUGAAAGAAUUUGAUCACGCCAACGUCAUGCGUCUCAUUGGUGUGUGCCUGCAGAAUACAGAGAAUGAGGGUUACCCGUCUCCGGUGGUCAUUCUUCCUUUUAUGAAACAUGGAGAUCUUCACAGUUUUCUGCUAUACUCACGUCUGGGUGAUGCCCCACUGUUCCUUCCAACACAGACACUGGUGAAGUUCAUGACGGAUAUAGCUAGCGGCAUGGAGUACCUGAGCAGCAAGAACUUCAUCCAUAGAGACCUGGCGGCCAGAAACUGCAUGUUGAAUGAGAACAUGAAUGUCUGUGUGGCAGAUUUCGGCCUGUCCAAAAAAAUUUACAACGGAGAUUAUUACCGCCAAGGCCGGAUUGCCAAAAUGCCAGUCAAAUGGAUUGCCAUAGAAAGUCUGGCAGACAGAGUCUACACCACCAAGAGUGACGUGUGGUCCUUUGGUGUCACCAUGUGGGAAAUUGCCACAAGAGGCCAAACUCCUUAUCCUGGGGUGGAGAACAGUGAAAUUUAUGACUACUUGAGACAAGGAAACCGGCUGAAGCAACCUCCGGAUUGCCUGGAUGGAUUGUAUGAAUUAAUGUCCAGUUGUUGGCAGCUGAAUUCUAAAGAACGCCCAGCAUUUGAAACUCUCCACAGGGAACUGGAGACAAUUCUUAAGAAUUUACCCCCAGCCAAAGAUCCUGAUGAAAUUUUAUAUGUCAACAUGGAAAAGUCUCAUUCUUCUUCCUUCACCGAUGAUGGUGAACUUGGAGCCGUGGGUGGUCUGGAUACAAAGGAUUUCGGAGAUGACAUUUUCUCAAAGCCUAGUUCAGUCACUGCAGAGAUUCACCAGCCUGAGAACACCAACCGGUAUGUUAUGUGCCCAGGACAUGAAGCCACACGCUUGCUCACAACAAUGGAUCAUCCACGCUACAGUUCAACUGUGGAAGAAGGGACAUUGGAAGAGUUGUUGGCUGGCCAAGGGUUCAGAUAAUAAACUGUAACCUGGCAAAACCUAUUUUAACAAGACUUGGAAUACUGGCGUUAUGUUUCUAACAUCAUUUUCAUGGAGUUUUAGCCUUGUUGUAGAGUACUUACUUUUUUACCAGAUAUCCUCAUUCCACAGAGGCAUUACGUAGCAAAACGUCUCACUGGUCUUCCUACUAUAGUCUCUUUGUGCAAUCAUCAUUGUUGAAAAAGGAAAUAUAUACCUGUCUUUUGCAGACAGAGACGUGUGACCAAAGACCAAGUGGGACGACUGAGAAGCCAUGAUGGUGCUGUCAUGACAACUCUUUAUAACCUUAUGGUACAAAGAGCCAUGUAAGGGAAUAUGUAUUAAUGCUCAAAUGAUCGAGACACUCAAGCAUUCCUAUAACUUAGUGUGUUUUACAAUUCCUGAAACAGAACAGGUACAGAACAUUACACGCUCCAGCGCACAAAGAUGAACUGAAUAUCUUCUCAAUGGAGCUUCCAACUUGGUGAUCCAGAUGGUUGUACCAAUUCAAAGUUGGCAGUGAUUUUGUUUUUGUUACGAAGCACUUCCUUAUUGUACUUUUAGUUU
This is a messenger RNA of Nanorana parkeri, 3267 nucleotides long. It is a transcript of the gene AXL, whose product is annotated as AXL receptor tyrosine kinase. The record is from RefSeq and is a predicted model, not a curated record. NCBI's taxonomy places the organism in Eukaryota, Metazoa, Chordata, Amphibia, Anura, Dicroglossidae. Gene Ontology annotation, biological process: protein phosphorylation; natural killer cell differentiation; negative regulation of apoptotic process. Gene Ontology annotation, cellular component: signaling receptor complex. Gene Ontology annotation, molecular function: protein binding; ATP binding; transmembrane receptor protein tyrosine kinase activity. The transcript is spliced from 20 exons. The coding region runs from base 28 to 2700 and encodes 890 amino acids.